This is a messenger RNA of Monopterus albus (swamp eel), 3031 nucleotides long. RefSeq names its product parathyroid hormone 3 receptor (gene pth3r). The record is from RefSeq and is a predicted model, not a curated record. Gene Ontology annotation, biological process: cell surface receptor signaling pathway; adenylate cyclase-modulating G protein-coupled receptor signaling pathway. Gene Ontology annotation, molecular function: G protein-coupled peptide receptor activity; peptide hormone binding; parathyroid hormone receptor activity. Lineage: Eukaryota; Metazoa; Chordata; Actinopteri; Synbranchiformes; Synbranchidae. Bases 952 to 2484 code for a protein of 510 amino acids. The transcript is spliced from 14 exons. Gene Ontology annotation, cellular component: plasma membrane.
UGGGUGUCACGAUGUACCAGUAUUGGCGAUAACAGUGAUAUUUAAAACACUUAAUGUUGGAAUCAUGCUAAUAAUACACAUAUGAUAAUAUCGUAAAUAAUCGACAUGUCAUGAUUUGGACGGCGCUGCCGAGUUUGGUGCCUUUAUUUUCCUGAUGUAUUUCCGGUUUCUGCCAGUUCACCUGCCCCAGCUUUACCACCGAUUAAUCAGCGUUCAUUGUAUACACCUGUACCUCGUUAUCUCCGGUCUCCAGCCCAUAGGGUCUCCAUAUACUCCUUCCUUCGCUUCAGUUAAUCAUUUGUUCGUUAUAUGUCCUGAGGUUACUUCACGCAAUUCCUUGUUCCAGUCACGCAUAUAUUCGGUCCUGUUUUGUUUCUCGAUUCCGCGGUGCCAGCCAGCCUAUCCGUUUAAGGACGGAGUGAGUAAGUCCCCGGCUCUACCUUUCUCUGUUCGCCUGCUGCAGUAGUACACUACACUGCUCUCCUGCACGCUUACCGCACCCGCUGGUCCUCGGGUUACCUGCCAUCUCACCUGCCUGUCCUGGUUCCUCGCCCUCGCCCCCGUCCUCCUGGUUCCAGUUGUCCUUCUGUCUUCGCAUCUGUCCCUUGUGGUCUCCUGGCUCUGUGCCCCAGCGCUUAAGGUCCCUCAACCUGGUCUUCUGUUCCUCCUGGUCCUUACCCGCUCCCCUUUCAGUCCGGUGUCGGCUCUCCAACCACCCUGACCUGCUAGCUUGAGUUUGCCAUUGCCUUGGCCAAUGAACUCCUUUUUGUUAUUACUCCUUCUGUCCACGGUAUCUCCAUAUUGGGUCCAAGUCUUCCACACAACAGCGAGUAACCAUCUGGUUGUUCCCUGCUCCCUCAGAUAGACUCUGAUGAUGUCAUCACACGAGAUGAGCAAAUCUACAUUCUGAUUGGUGCUCACACCAGAUGUGAAAGGAACAUCCAGACACAAAUGGCUCUGGUUAAAGAUGGUGACUGUAUCCCAGAGUGGGAUGGGAUCAUCUGCUGGCCACGGAGCAGAGCAAGUCAGCUGGUUGCCGUGCUGUGUCCAAAGUACAUCUACGACUUCAAUCACAGAGGGCGAGCCUACCGUCAGUGUGAUGCAUCAGGGAACUGGGAGCAGGUGCCCAGUAUCAACCGCACAUGGGCUAACUACACUGAGUGUACCUCAUACUUGACCUCCAACUAUAAGGGGCAAGAAGAGGUGUUUGAGAGACUUCAUCUCAUGUACACUGUGGGCUACUCCAUAUCUCUAGCAUCACUGUUAGUGGCAGUCGCCAUCCUCUGCUAUUUCAAGCGUCUUCACUGCACACGCAAUUACAUCCACAUUCACCUUUUCACCUCCUUCAUAUGUCGAGCUGUCAGCAUUUUUGUGAAGGACGCUGUGCUGUACUCCAUAUCUGAUGACGAGGCUGAGCCUGAGUUCACUGCACAAAAGCCCCAUAUGGCUGGCUGUAAACUUGCUGUUACUCUCUUCCUUUAUUUCCUGGCAACCAAUCACUACUGGAUUCUAGUGGAGGGGUUGUACCUACAUAGUCUCAUCUUCAUGGCCUUCUUCUCUGACAAGAACUACUUAUGGGCCCUCAUCAUCAUUGGGUGGGGUGUUCCAGUUGUGUUUGUGUCCAUUUGGGUCAGUGCACGAGCAUCAUUGGCAGACACACAAUGCUGGGACAUCAGUGCUGGAAACCUGAAGUGGAUCUAUCAAGUUCCCAUUCUGGCAGCCAUUGUUGUGAAUUUCCUCCUGUUUGUCAACAUAAUACGAGUACUGGCAUCUAAACUGUGGGAAACAAACACUGGCAAACUGGACCCUCGACAUCAGUACCAGAAGCUGCUCAAGUCCACAUUGGUCCUCAUGCCCUUGUUUGGAGUUCACUACAUGGUGUUCAUGGCUCUUCCUUACACUGAGGUCACCGGGCUGCUGUGGCAGGUGCAGAUGCAUUAUGAGAUGUUCUUCAACUCUUCCCAGGGCUUUUUUGUGGCAUUUAUCUACUGUUUCUGCAACGGGGAGGUGCAGGCAGAGUUAAAAAAGUUGUGGCUGAGACGUAGCCUUGCUCUGGACCUCAAACAGAAAACCAAAAUGACCAGCAGUGGUGGCGGAGGCAGUUGUUACUAUGGCGGUAUGAUGUCACACACCACCAACAGUAUCAGCCUGUCUGUGACCAAUCCCAGAGCUCUUUCCUUCACUGGAGGUGUGGUGGGCUCAGGUGGAGCUGCUGGCAGUGGGUCAGGGGUCAAACCGCCACACCACAACUCGCUUCAAUCCCAAACCAGUCUGCCUGGUUACGUGCCCAGUAACACUGGUCAACCACAGGAGCUGGCUUUGCGGAGGUCAAGGGGGUCAGAGUCCAGAGUUUUUGCCAGGCAUGCCAGAGCUAGCAAUGGAAACCUUGACUCCAAAAGUCAUGGAGCAUCAUCAGCCCAAAUACCUGGAGAAGAAGAUCCAGACGGCUCCUUGUCUCUGAAAGAGAUGGAAACCAUUAUGUGAUUGUUUUGAUAAAUCUAAAGAUGAACAUAAAUAAAAUGCUGGACCCAUGCAGACCAAGACAGGUGACAAAAAACAUGCUUCAGCUGACCCCAUAGGUUCUCUCUGUAAGUGAUGAGCUGCAUUUGCAAACACAAAGAUGUGAUGGAGUUACUUAUGCUGAUUUUUGACUUCUUCCAAGAUUAACAAUAAACUUUCAAACUCAAUGCACAUUUUUAAAAACCCCUAAAGUGCUCAGAGAAUUGGAUAUUUGCUUAUCCACAGUUCACUGACAGCUGCUGAAACUGUGGGAUAUGAUCAAAAGCUCCAGAACAGCUACUGAGCAGACCCUGUGGUCAAAUCCCAGCUGCUUUCUUCAAGUAACCUCUGCCCUGAAUGUCCUCACAACACCGUCAAGAAUUUCACACAUACUCUCCUCAGGCCUCAGCUCAGAGCUGGAGGCUCCUGAACUGUUUGUAGAUAUCGACAUGAGGCAAACCUUCACCACCAGUCACCAGUGUUUGCAAAAUAAACAGACAAGAAACUGUACCUGUAAAUAUUUUUUCCAGAA